This is a messenger RNA of Closterium sp. NIES-67, 4905 nucleotides long. NCBI's taxonomy places the organism in Eukaryota, Viridiplantae, Streptophyta, Zygnematophyceae, Desmidiales, Closteriaceae. The record is from the annotation of a GenBank genome assembly.
GAGCAGCCUAGGAUUCGCCACGGAACUGCCAUCCUCGAGAUAGUCACCACUGCUGCCCUACAUCGUGAUGCACUCCAGGGAGAGGUGGCCUUAUGAUGGAUUCUAAGUACCACGUCGUCUGCGCUCCCACGCGCUUCACGGCGACCAGCACACCAGGUCCGCGUGGCUCAGGCUGGUGGCGAAAAAUAUAUAGUUUUACCGCGCGGCUUAUCCGCUUUAAAUGGUCCCAGCAGUCAGGAGAGAGCAACUAUUUGCUUCGCAGUAAGAAGGUUUCCCCUCCGCCAUCACCUGUCUCCGGAAAGCCUUCCACUAAGUCCUCUCGGACUUCCCCAACCGGGCUGCGCCGCUUCUCCCGCCUUGCCAUCCUCGCAGUCGCGUUUCUCCUCGCCCUGUUUGCAGUCGUCGAUCUGACCAGAUUAGCCCUAACAGACGGUCCAGAUGAGGAGGAAGGUUUCGACUCCUCGCACGCCGCCAGCCGAUGGAACCCCCAAAUCAAGUCCCGGUGCUCGAGGCGCUGCUUGCACCGCGGAACGUGCAACGAGGAGCUCGGUCGCUGCGACUGCCCUGCGGGUCUCACGGGCGACUCGUGCGACGCCGACGCCUUCCCCUCGUGCCAGCUUGCGCCAGGCUUCCGCACGCCGUGCGCGCUCCCCUCCACCUGCGCGUGCGCGCGCGAGUGCCGCGCGUUUCACCUCAUCGGCCCCGGCGCGGUGUGCUUCAACGCCUCCUCAAAUGCCUCCGCCAUUCCCCCACGCUCGCUGGCGGACAUCUUUCGCGCGGAGGUCAUAACGGUCGGCGCCGCGGAAGGGGGGAAUGAGGCGGACCUGGGGAUGGCAGAAGGGGAAGUGCAGACUGGCGCGGGGAACGGAGCGGUUGCGUCCGCGGCAGUGGCUGGGGGAGCUUCGGGCGGUACACGUAGGCCAAUCAGGGCGCACAGCAACGAUCUGCCCGCGCUGCGCAAAAGCUCGCGGAGAUGGGAAGGGGCGCGCAAUGUGCGCUGGAAAGGGGUGGGCGGAAGGGACAUGCCGACUGGGGGCGCGCGGAACGAUUUGGGAAACGCAGAGGGCGCAGGAGCGGUUGCUUUAGGGGGGAGAGCGCAGGCAGCCCGCGGGCGGAUGGCGGGCGGAGCGCAGAUGCAGAUGUGGGCGUGGUACACGUGGCAAUUGCGGGAGCGAUACGCGGACCCCCGGGAAUGCCCCCUGGGGUGCUCUGGGCGAGGGCUGUGCCGUGACGCCAGCAAGACAUGCGAGUGCGCGUGGCGCUAUGCGGGCCCGGGGUGCGAGGAGGAGCGGCCGGGGGGCAUGCAGUGUGUGAACGCGUGCAGCGGGCGCGGCACGUGCGAGGGAGGCACGUGCGCCUGCCAGGCUGGCAGCUUCGGUAUCGACUGCUCGCUGUCCUUGGACCCCAUCACGAGAAAGCCAAGCAUUCUCUCCAACCCCACCUUCAGAUGGCCGCCCCAGUCCCCGCCCUUCCGGGCGGCGCCACAAGGCAAGGAGCCCCGCCCGCGGGUGUACGUGUAUGAUCUCCCCCCGGAGCUGAACACGUGGCAGUGGGAGCAGUCGGGCGCACUGGACCGGCCCGAGGGGCUGCUGUUCCUGGAGAGGCUGCUGGCGGACGGGCGCAGGACGGUGGAUGGGGAGCAGGCGGACUACUUCUACGUGCCGCUGAUCACCAGGAAUCGCGGCCAAUCCGGCAUGGGAGGCAUGGGAGGCAUGGGAGGCAUGGGCAUGAGCGGUGGCAUGGCGAUGGCGGGGUGGGACGCCAUCGAAGCAGCAGUGGCGUAUGUCAGCCGCCACUGGCCCUUCUGGAACAGGACAAACGGCGCCGACCACGUCUUCCUGCUCAACGGCGACUGGGGGGCGUCGCAGCAGCAGCAGCAGCAGCAGCAGCAGCAGCAAGGAGGAGGGAGGUGUUUCAUUCCCGGUCAGGACGUGGUGAUCCCCCCACUGCUGCCCCCCUCCGCGGUGCUCGCCUCGCCCUUCGUCCGAGAGCCCCUCGAGGGCACCCCCGACCGCCCCACGCUGCUGCUCUUCGCCACCAGGGGAGACGGGCAGGGCGGGGAAGGGGAGGAGGCGGGCGAGGAGGAGGGCGGGGAGUGGAGGGAGGAGCGGGAGGUGACAGAGGCAAUGCUGCGCUCGCAGUUCUGCCUCGCUCCCACGCCCGCCACCGGCUACAGUGACACAGUGGUGCGGGCGGUCCUUCUCGGCUGCAUCCCUGUCAUCAUCCAGCCCGACACCGAGCAGCCCUUCGCAGGUACCGGGUCUCUUCCCGAUGCCAACAUCAUCGACUGGCCGUCCCUGGCGCUCGUCCUGCCCCCCCAGCAGCUGCCAGAGCUCCCCGAGAUCCUGCGUGCGGUGGGCCCUCAGGAGGUUGCUCGCCGCCGCACCGCCAUGAAGGCCGCCUGGCCCCGGCUGCUCUGGGCCUCGCCGCAAUACAACCCGCUCUCUCCCUCCGCUCCCUCCUCCUCGUAUUCCUCCUCUGCCUCCUCCUCGGCCUCCUCGCCCUCCAGCCUGCUGUAUCUGCAGAAGAAGCUUCGCCCCCUGCUCGCCUCCUCAGACGCCUUUUCUUCCAUCAUGGCUGCCCUCGGGCAGCGAGUCCGGGCAGUUGAAAGCUUCAGUGGGCAGGGCGUGGUGACGCUAUCUGCAGCAGGGGGUCAGGCGGCACCUGGUGAGGGGGGCAUGUCUGCCUUUCCCCGCGCCAGCAAGAUGGCGGGAGGAUAUCAAGAAGGGAGGAAAGAGGGGGGAGGGGAGGGCGGGGAGGGUAGUGUGCGUGGUGAUGGUGCAUCGAGUCAGCUGCAUUUCCUGCCAUCACUGCCAUCACUGCCAUCGUCUCAAUCUCUCUCCCACAAUUCGGCACCUCCCCUCCACCCCUCCGUCUCCUCCUCACUCCCCACAUCCCUCUCCUCCUCCUCGCCUCCCUCCAACUGCUCCUCCCUCUGCUUCCUCCGUGGCACUUGCAACGAGGCCACUGCCACGUGUCACUGCGUCCCUGGAUUCACGGGCAAGCACUGCCACGUGUUGGCCAUGCCCAGCUGCCAGCUGGCGCCGGACGUGUGGACGCCGUGCCACGUGGCGACAUCCUGUGCAUGCGUGCGGGAGUGCGAUCGGUACCGCCUGGAGCACCUGCCUCAGUGCUUCGAUGAGAGUGGGGCGCUCGUUGGGGCGAAUGAUACCGCUGCUGCCGCUGCUGCUGCUACUCGCGCUGCUGGUGCUGCUGGUUCUGGGGUUGGCCGUGGCACUGUAUCCAAUUCCUCCUCCAUUUUCACUGCUGGUGGGGUGAAAGAUGCUCUGAUUGGCUGGAUCAAGGGCAUCAACAGGACAGCUGCCCGUGAUACAGACAAGACUUCCGGGCAGGCAGGGGCGACAGAGGAGGAGGAGGGAGGGGAAGAAGGGGACGAGGCGGAGAAGGUGAAGGAAGGGGAGGUGUGGAGUGAGUUCCCGGGACGGCGUGGGGCGUGGGUGGAUGUGGGGCGGCUGUACGAGCAGCGGCAGAUGGCGCCCGUGCUGGACGGGCGCGGCAACGAGAGUGGGAGCAGAGGAGCAAGGGGGGAGUGUGUAGAGGGAGUGUGCAAGUGUGAGCGGGGCAUGUUCGGCAUUGACUGUGCUCUGAGCCUUGACCCCCACGGCGCCACCAGAGUUAAGCGCAGGAGACCCUUCCUCUGGACCGAUGCCGUCCCCCCACCCUCCCCUGCUCUGAUCUCAGCUGCCCGGCCAAAAAUAUUUGUGUACGAGCUGCCCGGGUACUUGAACACGUGGCAGGGCGUGCUGGGGGCAGGGAGGGACCGGUGGGAGGGGUAUGUGUUUCUGGAUGCCCUGCUGACGUCAGCAUGGCGGACUGCUGACCCUGAGGAGGCUGACCUGUUUUACGUGCCUCUACUGCUGCGCCACCGCGGCGCAGCGAAGCAGAGCGUGCUGUCGUGGGCAAUAGAGCACAUGAGGGACGCGUGGCCCUACUGGGACCGCCACGCUGGCGCCGACCACGUGUUCCUCGCCAAUGAUGACUGGGCGGCGUGCGAGAUCGGCGAGGCCGGGCGGCGCGACCCCAUGCUGGCACGCAGCACAGUGCUGUCGCUGUGGGGGUACCGUGGGAACAUGCCGCUGGAUCCCUCCCUGCCCGGCUGCUUCAUUCCCGGGCAGGAUGUUGUCAUCCCGCCCGUUCUGCUGCCUGAGGUGUACGAGGCAGCCAAUGGUGUUCAAGGGGAAGCUGGGGAGGCUGGAUCCCGGGAUAUUCUGUUCUUCUUUAGGGGGUUUGACGGGCGGGACGUGGAGCCAGUGCUGGGGUUCAGCUACUCGUCCGGAGUGCGGCAGGCCCUCUUUGACUGGUUUGACUCGCUUGAAUCCGCUGCUGCCGUGCCCAAGGGGUUCGUCAUCGAACGCACUCAGGGGGAGGGGGGAUACGGGGAGGGCCAAGGAGGAGAGGGAGGGGAGAUGGGAGGAGGGGGGAGUUACUUGGAGUGCAUGGCACGGUCGGUGUUCUGCCUGGUGGCAGGGGGGUGGGGGGCUGAUGAGAGGGCCACUCAGGCUGUGACCCUCGGAUGCAUCCCAGUAAUUAUACAGCCGAAUGUGAGCAUGCCAUUUGAGGGCGACGGCUUCUUGGAUUGGGACGACUUCGCAGUGAGGCUCACUCCUUCAGACAUCCCUCACCUUCACGACAUCCUCACCAGCAUCCCUCCACAAGAGCUCGCCCUCAAGCAAGCCGCACUGCGUCGGGUGUGGGUGCACUUUGCAUGGGCUAGUUCACAGUACAACCCCUUCUCCAGAGUCCUUGACAAGGAGCAAGGUCAACUAGCGCGGGACGUUGCCUCCUCGGGGGCGUUCCGGAGUGUCAUGAGGGCAUUGGCACAAAGAAAGCAGUCAGCCAGAUUAAGAUACUUGAAUUCUUAAGCAAUUAAUUAUGUUCACCGUA